AAUGUGCAGGUGUUAUCCUGUCAAAAAGUAGUCGACCCACAUAAAUAAUAACAAAACAAACAGAAGCAUUUUUAUCGUGUGUUCGCAACACAAUAUGGUUUAUCAUAGGAAGUCUAUAAAUAAACCAUUAAUCUGAAUAAGAAUUUUCUAACAAGACACACAAUGAGACUAAGGGAUUUUUUCAAACGGUUCCGAGCCAAAAGGGUUCGACAACUGUCGAUCAGUGACUCAGUGUCUUUUGAAGCCUUUUACAAUGAGAGCCCAGUUGAAAAGUUAAAUACAAAAGAAUCGUCGUUAACCGGCGACUACAAUCUUUCUCCGGCCAAAUUAAAUAUUACUACAGACUUCAUCCAGCCUAAAAAGAAAAGAUGUAUAGAAAGAAGGAAAAUAGAGGUGAGGCAUUCCAGUCUACCUUUUUGUAUAUCCGUGGUGUUUCUAUUGGCUGUGUUUCUACUUCUCCCUGUGGCAUACCUUCUGAGAUAUUUAGGGGUGAUCUAUGCCCACAUUGAUGCCAGAAAUUUUACCUUACCCAAAGAAGCUGAACAUUAUGAACCCAGCCAUAAUAUCCACACUCUCUUAACCAGUACAAAUGCUAAAGAAAAACUAGCAUUACCACAACCUCCUGGUCCAGAUUAUGGGCAGUGCAAACUCAUCAAAGAGUUGGACAGAUUAGAUUGUUACCCAGAGGAUGGAGUGAAUGCAGAAAAGUGUGAGGCGAGAGGCUGCUGCUACAUUCCAGCCAAAGUCAAACCCAAAAAGGGCAACCCCUUGAAUGUCCCCUAUUGUUUCUACCCUCCAAAUUAUAAUACUUAUAGUUAUGUUAAUGCCACUGAAACUGCUUUUGGGAUGGUGGUAUUCCUGAAGAGAAAUUAUAGGACUGAUUAUCCUGAUGAUGUUGAGGUGUUAAAGAUGAUUGUUAAAUAUGAGACUGAUGCCAGAUUACAUAUUAAGAUUGUAGAUCCAUUGAAUCCUAGAUUUGAGCCUCCCUACCCAGAAAUGCCCAUUGUUGAUAGAGCUUCAACAAAUACUCUGUAUAUGUUUAAUUUUGAUAUAACUAAACCUGGCUUCCAAGUUAUAAGAAAGUCUGAUAAUACAACUAUUUUUGAUGCAUCGAAUUUUAUAAACAUGAUUUAUUCUAAUCAAUUUUUGCAAAUAACGACAAAAUUGCCGUCCAAGAAUAUAUAUGGAAUAGGAGAGCAUAGAUCUAAACUAUUAUUGUCUACAGACUGGUCUCAAUUUACACUAUUUAAUCACGAUAAUAUACCUAUGUUUAAUAAAAACUUGUAUGGAAGUCAUCCAUUUUACAUGCUAAUAGAAAAUUCCACCAAUACUCAUGGAGUGUUUCUUCUCAACAGCAACGCCAUGGACGUGAUUUUGCAACCAACGCCGGCCAUAACAUUCAGACCCAUUGGGGGUAUUUUCGAUUUUUACUUUUUCUUGGGUCCAACUCCAAAUGAUGUCGUCCAGCAAUACACUCAGUUAAUAGGCUUACCUUAUUUACCUCCUUAUUGGGGCUUAGGUUUUCAUUUGUGUCGAUUCGGUUAUAAAACCCUGAAUGAAACAGAGAAAAUUAUGCAACGAAAUAUCGACGCUGGAAUUCCACUCGACACCCAGUGGAAUGAUCUUGAUUACAUGGAUAACAGCAACGACUUCACUUACGACAAGGACAAUUUCAAGGGUUUGCCGCAGUUCGUCAAGAAACUGCACGAAAGAGGCAUGCAUUACAUUCCUUUGGUGGACCCUGGCGUCAGCGCCAGCGAAAAACCAGGGAGUUACCCACCUUUCGACAUUGGGUUAAAAAUGGAUAUUUUCGUUAAGAAUUCCAGCAACCAACCCUUCAUUGGAAAGGUUUGGAAUACUAAGUCUACAGUGUGGCCCGACUUCACCCACCCAAGUACAGUAGACUACUGGACUAAAAUGCUAAGAAAUCUUCACAACGAAAUCGAAUUCGAUGGUGCCUGGAUCGACAUGAACGAACCCUCAAACUUCCUUUCCGGCUCCUUUAACGGUUGUCCCAAGUCCACCUUGGAACUGCCACCCUACAUGCCCAGCGUUGACGGCGGAAUCCUUAAUUACAAAACCAUGUGCAUGUCGGCCAAACAUUACGCUGGGCUGCACUACAACGUGCACAACUUGUACGGGUUCACCGAAGCAAUCGUCACCAAUUUUGCAAUGGCUGAAAUAAGGGGGAAGAGACCUAUGGUAAUAUCUAGGUCCACAUUCCCGGGUCACGGACAUUAUGCGGGACAUUGGAGUGGAGAUGUUUGGUCAGCGUGGUUAGAUAUGGAGUUCAGCGUACCGCAGCUAUUAACGUUUAGCAUUUUUGGCAUACCUUUAAUGGGUGCUGACAUUUGUGGUUUUAACGGAAACACCACUGAAUCUUUGUGUAACCGCUGGAUGCAAUUGGGAGCAUUUUAUCCAUUUUCCAGAAAUCACAACACUGACGAUGGAAUUGAGCAAGAUCCAGCAGCUUUUGGUGACUUGGUGGUUCGUUCUUCGAAAAAAGCACUCUCUGCAAGAUAUUCCCUAUUACCCUACCUGUACACCAUAUUCUGGAAGGCCCAUGACAAAGGGGAAACAGUAGCAAGACCACUAUUUUUCGAAUUCGUCAAAGAUCCAAAGACCUACAAUGUAGAUACAGAAUUUCUUUGGGGACCUGCCCUUUUAAUUGUUCCAGUUCUUAAAGAAAAUGAUGUGUAUGUGGAAGCAUACUUACCGGAAGGUAUGUGGUACGACUUCUAUUCAAAAUCACCGAUUGUUAGUAAAGGUGAAGUUUUCAACAUUUCCGCUCCUCUGGACACAAUUCCUUUGUUCAUCCGCGGUGGUUAUAUUAUAGCUCAACAACCUCCUAAACAAACCACCUUUGAGUCAAGAAAAGGUUUGAUAAAUCUAACUGUUGCAACUGACAGUAAGGGAACGGCUAAGGGAGAACUUUAUUGGGAUGACGGCGACUCUCUAAAUGCGUACGAAGAAAACAUGUAUUCUCUGGUGAAAUUCGCGAUGGAGAACAAGGUGUUGCGUAUAGAAAAUGAGCAUUGGAACGACGAGCACCCUCCGAAUUUAGGAUCGGUUACUGUGUUAGGUUUAGAGAAACCUGUUGCUCAUGUCAAUAUUAACGGAAUCUCGCGCAAUUUCCAGUUUGACACCGUACAUAAAUACUUGGUCAUCGAUAAUUUAAAUAUGAGUUUCAACAAAACCAUUACUAUAAGUUGGUAUUAUUAACUGAAGAACCUCGUUCAAUCUUAUUAGUCAUAGUUUUAGCUUGUUACAUUUUGCCAAAGAUUGAUGUGUGGGGAUAUUUAUGUUAGGCAGUACCUGAUUGGAAACUAGUACCGUUCAAAAAUGUUAAAAUUAUGUGGCUUUAAAAAUUUAACAGAUUUUAGGUAUUGUCGUUAAUAUUUUCUAGUCAGUCGACUUGUAUUUAACAGAUACGCACUAAAUUAAAAAAAUACUUAUAUAUUUGUCUGUGAAGCUCAAACUUAAGGAAAAAUGACUGAAGCAAAUUACGUAGUUUAAAGAUUCUAAUGUGAUUGUAGUUGUAUAUUGUAUAAUGUUGCCAAUCAAGCUAUGAAAUAUGUUAUCCCAACUUGUUUUGUAGGAAGACCCUCUUGAAUAUUUUAAGAGACUGAGAUCCACGUUCUAUUUUACCGUUAAAUAAUGUUAAGAGUCUAUCUUUAAAAUACGUUAAGGUAUAAUAGGAUUAAGUUGUCAAUUAUUUUUAGUUUUAAGCAUAUGUAGAAUGUAUCUUAAUUAAUCAUCUUCAUAAAGUGUGUAAAAUUGCCAAAUAAAAUAUAAUACAUAA
Messenger RNA from Aethina tumida (small hive beetle), 3802 nucleotides. RefSeq names its product lysosomal alpha-glucosidase. The record is from RefSeq and is a predicted model, not a curated record. Bases 163 to 3222 code for a protein of 1019 amino acids. NCBI's taxonomy places the organism in Eukaryota, Metazoa, Arthropoda, Insecta, Coleoptera, Nitidulidae. Gene Ontology annotation, biological process: carbohydrate metabolic process. The transcript has 17 exons. Gene Ontology annotation, molecular function: alpha-1,4-glucosidase activity; carbohydrate binding.